AUGGCUUUCACCAAGAUCUUCGCUGCCACCCUCCUGGCCUCUGGCCUGGUAUCCGCUGCUCCAACCCAAACUAUUCGAGCAACGCCCUCUACCACCGUCUCAUUGACCGGCGUUACCCACUCUGUCACUGCCGGCCUUGGUGGUCUCAACUUCUCCCCCGAUAACGUUGUCGCUGAGAUCGGCGAUAUCGUCGAGUGGCAUUUCCUCCCCGCCAACCACACAGUUGCUCAAUCCUCAUUCGCCGAGCCCUGCAAGCCCUUGACUGGCAACACCGGUUUCUUCCCUGGUUUCAGCUUCCCAACGAAGGAGAACCAAGCUCCCCAGGUCUUCCAGAUCGUCGUUGAGAACAAGAAGCCCAUCUGGUACUACUGCCCCCAGACGACCGGCAACCACUGCCAGAAGGGCAUGGUCGGAGUCAUCAACCAGAACUUCGACAACCAGCUAUUCAGCCUUGCUAGGCACCGCCAGCUUGCUGCCAACACCACCGUUUCCAUCAUUCCCUCCGUUAUUCAGGGUGGCGCUGUUAUCUCCAACCCCAACCCUAACGGAGGAUUCUAA
Clonostachys rhizophaga is the source of this 558-nucleotide messenger RNA. The record is from the annotation of a GenBank genome assembly. Lineage: Eukaryota; Fungi; Ascomycota; Sordariomycetes; Hypocreales; Bionectriaceae.